GAAUUAUAAUGUCUAGCGACUUAUAUAAUGUUGUUUUUAUUAGUAAUGGUUAAACAAUCAAUGGAAUAACAAUGGAUUUCGCUUUAGGAGGUGGUAAAGACUCGUAUGCAACUACAAGGAGAGUUACAUGCACGAGGAAGUCAUGCAAUACAUUAUAAAAAUUUUGCACAUGCCUUUAUAACAAUUGCUAAAACCGAUGGUGUUUUGGCUUUGCAAAAUGGACUUGUUCCUGCUCUAUGGUUUCAACUGUUUCUUAAUGGUUUUAGACUAGGAACUUACCAAAUCUGUGACACUCACGGUUUAACCAAGGACAAAAAUGGUAAUUCAUCAGUUAUUCGAUCAAUGGCAAUUGGUGCACUUGGUGGAGCCAUUGGAGCAUCAUCAGGAAGUCCUUUUUACUUAAUUAAAACCCAAUUGCAAUCAAAAGCGGCAGCUCAAAUUGCUGUCGGUCAUCAACACUCUCAUGAAAACAUGACUUCAGCUUUGUAUAAAAUUUUUAAACAAUCUGGAAUAAUAGGUCUUUACCGUGGUGUUAGUUCGGCCAUACCAAGAGCAGCUGUUGGAUCAAGUGUUCAGUUGGUCACAUUUGCUAAAAGUAAAGAAAUAUUAAGAAAUAAUAAUAUUUUAAAUGAUUCACCGUUGAUGAUAUCUUUUGUGGCUAGUAUGAUGGGCGGAACCCUCAUGUCUCUAGCCAUGACACCAUUCGAUGUUAUAGCUACCAGAUUAUAUAAUCAAGGUUUGGAUGCACACGGAAGACCUCUUCUCUACAAUGGAAUAUUGGAUUGUAUUUACAAAAUGUGUAAAACUGAAGGCAUAUAUGGAUUUUAUAAAGGUUUCUGGCCGUCUUAUUUGAGACUUGGUCCUCAUACGGUGCUUGUUCUUGUAUUUUGGGAUCAAAUAAAACUUGUACAAAAGGCCUUUCAAACGACUACCUCAGAUAUGGAAGAAAAUAUAUGAAAUCACUCUUAUACAUUAUUAAUAUAGUACAAUUAUUUUAUAUUUAUAUGUAAUAUAUUCAUAAUGUUUGU
Molecule: messenger RNA, 1028 nt
Organism: Ctenocephalides felis (cat flea)
Lineage: Eukaryota; Metazoa; Arthropoda; Insecta; Siphonaptera; Pulicidae
Product: solute carrier family 25 member 35-like
Exons: 7
Coding region: 106-957 (283 amino acids)
Source: RefSeq, a predicted model, not a curated record